AACCGGAGAAGCCUAGUUGUUGGCGGGCCGUGUGUCUGUAUAUGUGUGCUUUAUUAUUAUUACUAUUAUUAUUUUCCUCCCUCCUCCCUUAUGUAUGAGCGCGCGUCGCAGGGUUAGACAGGGCUCCUGAAGUACUUGCUGUUCGUCCCGGGCUGAGAGGGAGAGUGCAAAGGGCGCGUGCAGCAGGUCAGACGGCGGCGACUUCUCGCGCUGAGGUAACCCUCGCAGACACUAUGAGCCACCUGCGCGCCGUGGCUGCGCCCAGCGAGUGGGGCGAAGGCGGCAGGGAUUUGGGCUCCCAGCAGCAGCCAUUGGAAGACAGCCUUCUGCUGGGACAGGAGGCGACGGCGGCAAGUCGCGGCUUCUCCUCAGCCUGGCUGGGCAUCUGCUGCCCAGGCCGGGUCACCUCGUCGCCCAGGUACCUGCUCUCAGGAGCAGCUGAGGGGGACGAUGAGGAAGAAGACGAGGAGGAGGAGGACGAGGACGACGAGGAGCUUUUGGAGGCAGGCGCGGCCGAGCACUUGGGCGGCGGCAGCCGGAGCCGGAGCGGCGGGUCGGGGAAGCUGUGCGCGCUGCAGGAGCACCACCGUCGCCACCAUCACCACCACCAGGCAGGCGGCACCCCUGGCGACGCGCAGGCGACGCGGCCCCGCGCGCCCUGCCCCGGCGGCGUCGGGGGUCUGCUCCGCCAGGGCCCUCAGGUAAGCGGCGUGCAGAAGCAGAGGCGCCUGGCGGCCAACGCCCGCGAGCGGCGGCGGAUGCACGGGCUGAACCACGCCUUCGACCAGCUGCGCAAUGUCAUCCCCUCCUUCAACAACGACAAGAAGCUCUCCAAGUACGAGACGCUGCAGAUGGCGCAGAUCUACAUCAGCGCGCUGGCCGAGCUGCUGCACAGCCCACCUCCAGCCGACGGCGCCCCCGCCAGCCAGACUUACGAGCGCGCGCCCUGCACCCCGCCUGUAGGGGGCGCUCUGCAGCAACAGCCAAGGUCCCAGGCCUCGGGACACUGCCGGACGCGUUUUCCCCAAGAGCAGCCGGCUGGGGGCGGGGCAGGAGGAGGAGGCUUCUCGGUGCAACUGGACCCGCUGCAUUUCCCCUCGUUCACGGAGUUGGGGCAGAAAGCCCCCUCGCCGGCGCAGCUCCUGCCGCCGUCGGGCCAGGCCCAGCAGGAGCGGAGGAAACCCUCGCCGCCGGCCCAUCGCAGCGAUGGGGAGUUCUCGCCCCGAUCCCAUUACAGUGACUCUGACGAGGCCAGCUAGGCGCGCGUCAGUCGGGCAGGGAGGGAUAGGUGAGAUCGGCGGCUGCCAGUCAAGUCGACCCUGAGGCUGACCGGGGAUGCGGGGGGAGGACUGCUUGUCAGACUGCUUGUGAAAGACGUUGCUGGCGUGAACAGGGCAGGAUCCUGGGCAUGUGGGGCAAUCAGACGCGUGUCGCAGGCUCUGAUGGACUCACCUCGCCAGCCUUAGAAAGCUUUGGAAACCUGCGGGGGGAACUCUCCUUAACUUCUCUUUCUAGAAGUAGCCAUUUACCCUGCGCAGGUCUAGAACGGUAGGGAAAGCUUUUGAACCAUGAUUUCUCUUGAACUCUAUUCGUAAAGCACUGUGGUUGCUGUUCUCGCAAGCAAGCAAAGGGGGCUUUCUUCCAAGCAACUGUGCUUCGAAUCUUAGCUUUUAAGCGAUUUUCUAGAAGCCGACUGAAUGUAACCUGGUUUGUUUUUCUAGUUUUAAAAUUUGGCUUCCCUUUCCCUGCUGGAAUCAGUUGCAUAUACUUCAUCAGAGAGAGUAAAACAGAUUCCGGAUUACAGAUUCUGGGACAAUGGACUGUACCCUUCCUAAAUUAAGCACUGCUUUCUGGGACAGCUCCUCCGGGUUCCUCGGAUGUAAACUCCAAAGCGUUCACUUGUGAUCGCUCCCUAGUAAGUUUCGGUCUCCAGAUGAUAUUCACGUCACCCAGAAAUAGUACCUCGGGUUAAUAACUUUGCUUCAGGAUGAGAACAGAAAUCGCGCGGUGGCAGCGGGAGGCCCCAUUAGCUAAAGUGGUACCUCAGGUUAAGAACAGUUUCAGGUUAAGAACGGACCUCCAGAACGAAUUAAGUUCUUAACCCGAUGUACCACUGUACCUGGAAGUAAAGCUCGUUGACCUCAACGACGCUUACUUCCAAGUAGACAUUACAGUUACAGCAACUUGCCUGAGAGUAACCCAAAAUGAACUCGGCGGGGCUUAUUUCUCAGUAGUAAUGCAGAGGAAUGAGCUGUCCCAUUUGAAAGCCUAACCAUCGUUUCUUGCGAGUAUAUAAACUGAGAUCAACUCAACUAUUCCAAGUAAAUGCAUUUAGGGUCGGAGCUGCGAGAACUCUGUCCUUUGACGUUUGGAUAUAGAUCUCAUUCGGCUUCAUUCUAAGCACAAUUGCUCGGAAGUACAUGUUAAUUGUUCUUUUUAAUACUGCCCCGAAGUGUGCUUGUGACUCUCAUUACAAUCAACAAGGUUCCAUUCAGUUUCAUUGCAACCCUUCAUCUGAACUAGACGGCAAAUUAGCCUUUCGCUUUGAAGUGACUUCAGCUGAUAGAAUUGGGCACGGAUUCGAGAUUGUAGUCCUCGCUGCAUCCGUCCCACAAGCUUCCCUGGGGAGCCUGAAGAUUGUGGCUAUACUAGUGGUCUGAGUUUGGUUGUCGGUUCUUUUGGGUCCACCGACUUGGUGUGCGCUCCUCCGCCUUCCCAAACGCAGGGCUGUUUUGUCCUCGCUACAUGUACUUGCAAGGAAUCCCCCUUGAUGUAAAUCAAUCUACUUCCGCGCUUAGUUACAUAAGCAGUUUCCCAGCGUGUUCAGCGGGGUUCCUGUGCGCUCAUGACUGCAGCUUUCCUUCCAAUAGAGUUCGCAUGGGAUCAAGCGCCCACCUUGGAAUUCCUCCGGAGCGAGGGGUCCCUAGGCGGACCUGCCUUCUAGCCAUCCGCCCCGGUGUCCCGGUCAGCCCAAGGGGUGUUUGGCUUUUGCUAGCGAAAAGGCAAGUACCUUUCCUUGCAACCUGGCCGCUUGCAAAGCAUCCCGAAUACAGAAUCGCUGUACAAAUUCUGAGUGCAAACGAGGAGGACCGGUGGAGAGGGCAGCGUUCGUGGGUAUCCCUUUCUUCCCGGGCUGUAAAUAGGGGGAGCGGAUUUUUGUUUGUAUCCUGCUUAGCUUUUCCUCAACGUUCAUCCAAACCGAAUGUUGGCGUCUUCUGUAGAUGGGAUUUGGCGCAAGCACUUUACAAGCCGCCGGGAGUGGAGACUGAGAGACGCGGCUCCAAAAGAAAAGCGACUCACUGCCAAUUGGAUUAAUAUACCAAUGUCGAACUCAGCCAUGUCUCUAAUCGUCAUUAUUAAACUCAUUUGCAAA
Molecule: messenger RNA, 3373 nt
Organism: Podarcis raffonei (Aeolian wall lizard)
Lineage: Eukaryota; Metazoa; Chordata; Lepidosauria; Squamata; Lacertidae
Gene: ATOH1
Product: atonal bHLH transcription factor 1
Exons: 1
Coding region: 234-1259 (341 amino acids)
Molecular function (GO): protein dimerization activity
Source: RefSeq, a predicted model, not a curated record